UGGGUGGCUGGGGGGAAGAUAUUUACCUUCCUUCCCCCGCCCUGAGCCUGCUCCUUUGUCCACCCACUUUGAAGUGCUUCUGGGAUCGCCGGGGUGGGAGCAUUGUUGUACGUUAGCAAAGGAUCAGGCAUGCCGGGGAGAGAGUAGCGAGUAUACGAAGGGGCACGGGCCGGCAAAAGCUGCAAGGAGACGGGGAGGAGAGACUGCUGCGAGGAUUGCUGUUUGCCUCCCGGUUUCCCUGCAUGGACCGUGAAAGAGACGCGUUGAGUUGACCCUGCCGGAGCUGUUUCUGCCUCUACAUGUGAGAUCCGGUUGGUUUCUUCUCUCCAGUUAUCUCUCUCUAGCCUCCUUCCCGUGUUCUCCACAUACUCCUGUAUGCAAAAUGGUGGACCCUGUGGGGUUUGUGGAGGCUUGGAAAGCACAAUUUGCAGACUCUGAGCCUCCUAAAAUGGAGCUGAAAUCUGUGGGAGACAUUGAACAGGAGCUGGAGAUGUGCAAAGCAUCUAUCCGGAGACUGGAGAUGGAGGUCAACAAGGAGAGGUUCCGCAUGAUUUACCUGCAGACUCUUUUGGCAAAGGAGAAAAAAAGCUAUGAUAGACAGCGAUGGGGUUUUAAACGUGUUUCUCAGUUGCCUGAAGGGGGUGCAGAGCAGCAGAUCCAAGACCUGCAACACCAGUCUGCUGACCAAGAUGAAUAUGAAAAAAGCAAGUCACACCACGGGGAGGAAAAGUUCAAACCGAGGAUACCCUCUCUGCGGAAGUUGUCGACCCAGAGUGAUGGGUCAGACCUGUCGCCUUUGGACAGCCCCCAUCAUGCAGAGGGAGAGCAGGACAGGUGUAAGUACUAUGGUGAAGAGAAACUGAAGAGAGUUGUAGAAGAUAUGGAGAAUCGCUGUGAUACAGAUGGCUCUCCUUCAAAACACAGAUCGGCUUCCACUCGCAGGCUAGUGGGAUCUGCUGAGAAGGAGGCAUCAUUUGAACCUAUCUCUAAGGAGAGAGGGAACAGCACCAGUGUGGCAGCCCUAAGGUCCAAUUUUGAGAGGAUUAAAAAGGUCAAUUCGCAUUCUUCUGGAGAUAACAAGGAUGUUGUUGAAAAGCCCUUUUACGUGAACAUGGAGUAUCAUCAUGAGAAGGGUCUAGUAAAGGUCAACGAUAAAGAUGUCUCUGAUAAAAUAAGCUCCCUUGGUAGCCAAGCCAUGCAAAUGGAACGCAAAAAGUCUUUGCACUCCCUCCCUUCUAACAUGGUACCCAGCUUCACCGAGUUCCAGAGGCCUGCUUAUAGGGGAAGGUCCUCGGAGAGCAGCUUUGGUUAUGAUGGAGAAUAUGAGGAUGCUGAACUGAACCCCAGGUUUCUCAAAGAUAACUUGAUUAAUGCCAAUGGCAGCAACCGCUCACCUUGGCAGCCCAUGGACUUUCAGCCCUAUCAAAGUAUCUAUGUUGGUGGAAUGAUGGGGGAAGGAGAAGGAAAAGGACCUAUUCUGCGAAAUCAGGGCACAACUGAUCAGGAAAAACAUCUCACGUGGCCCAGGAGAUCUUAUUCCCCCCGGAGUUUUGAAGAUAUUGGAGGAGGAUAUACUCCAGAUUGUAGCUCUAAUGAGAACCUCACCUCCAGUGAGGAAGACUUCUCCUCAGGGCAGUCCAGCCAUGUCUCCCCCAGCCCCACCACUUAUCGCAUGUAUCGGGACAAAAGCCGUUCCCCCUCGCAAAACUCUCAGCAGUCCUUUGACAGUAGCAGUCCACCAACCCCCCAGUCUCAGAAACGGCACAGGCAGCAGCAGGUCAUUGUGUCUGAGGCUACUAUUGUGGGCGUACGAAAAACAGGACAGAUCUGGCCAAGUGAUGGAGAUUUGCCUUCUGGGAGAUGUCACCAGGACAGCUGCUUCCAUGGGGAUACAGAUGCUUCAUUCAGUGGCACACCACCUAGCUAUGCCUAUGAUGCAGACCGUGCUGAAGAACAGAGGCGACAUCAUGAUAUGAUGCCCUAUAUUGAUGACUCGCCAUCAUCCUCACCCCAUCUCAGUUCCAAGAGUCGGGGCAGCCGAGACACCCUAUCUUCAGGGUCUCUGGAAUCUACAAAAUCAAGUGAGCCAGACCUGGAGAAAGGCCUGGAGAUGAGAAAAUGGGUCCUAUCAGGAAUCCUAGCCAGUGAGGAAACCUACCUGAGCCACCUGGAGGCUCUGCUGCUGCCUAUGAAGCCUCUGAAAGCAGCUGCCACCACCUCUCAGCCUGUGCUGACUAGUCAGCAGAUUGAAACAAUAUUCUUUAAAGUGCCUGAGCUCUAUGAGAUCCACAAAGAAUUCUACGAUGGGCUCUUUCCCCGAGUGCAGCAGUGGAGUCACCAGCAGCGUGUAGGGGACCUCUUCCAGAAGCUGGCCAGCCAGCUGGGAGUGUACCGGGCCUUUGUGGAUAACUAUGAAGUUGCUAUGGAGACAGCAGAGAAAUGCUGCCAAGCCAAUGCUCAGUUUGCUGAAAUCUCUGAGAAUCUAAAGGCUAGAAGCACAAAGGAAUCUAAGGAUCAGACGACGAAAAAUUCCUUGGAAACUCUAUUAUACAAGCCAGUCGAUAGAGUGACUCGCAGCACACUUGUUCUGCAUGAUUUGCUCAAGCACACUCCAGUGAGCCACCCUGAUCAUCCACUCCUGCAGGAUGCUCUGCGGAUUUCACAGAACUUCCUCUCCAGCAUCAAUGAGGAGAUCACUCCUCGCCGGCAGUCAAUGACUGUAAAGAAGGGGGAGCACCGGCAGCUGCUGAAAGACAGUUUCAUGGUGGAGCUGGUUGAGGGGGCUCGCAAACUACGUCAUGUCUUCCUUUUUACUGAUCUGUUCCUGUGUGCCAAGCUCAAGAAGCAGAUCGGAGGAAAAAGCCAACAAUAUGACUGCAAAUGGUACAUCCCCCUCACUGACCUUAGUUUCCAAAUGGUGGAUGAAUCUGAGGCAGUGCCCAAUAUCCCACUGGUACCCGAUGAGGAGCUGGAUGCCAUGAAGAUCAAGAUAUCCCAGAUCAAGAAUGACAUCCAGCGUGAAAAGAGGGCUAAUAAAGGCAGCAAGGUUAUUGAGAGGUUGAAAAAGAAGCUGUCGGAGCAGGAAUCCCUCCUAUUGCUGAUGUCGCCCAACAUGGCUUUCCGGGUACACAAUCGCAAUGGCAAGAGUUACACGUUCCUCAUUUCAUCCGACUAUGAAAGGGCAGAGUGGAGGGAGAACAUCCGGGAGCAGCAGAAGAAAUGCUUUAAAAGCUUCUCACUCACAUCGGUGGAACUCCAGAUGCUGACAAACUCCUGUGUGAAGCUUCAGACUGUCCACAACAUUCCCCUUACUAUCAAUAAGGAAGAUGAUGAAUCCCCAGGUCUCUAUGGAUUCCUGAAUGUCAUUGUCCACUCUGCCACAGGAUUCAAGCAAAGUUCAAAUUUGUACUGCACGUUAGAGGUGGAUUCUUUUGGGUAUUUCGUGAACAAGGCUAAAACUAGAGUUUACAGGGACACCACAGAGCCCAACUGGAAUGAGGAGUUUGAGAUUGAGCUGGAGGGCUCACAAACUCUGCGGAUUCUGUGCUAUGAAAAGUGCUACAACAAAACCAAGCUUACUAAAGAGGAUGGAGAGAGCACAGAUCGCAUAAUGGGUAAAGGACAGAUCCAGCUGGACCCACAGGUGUUGCAGGACAAAGACUGGCAACGCACGGUCAUCUCAAUGAACGGAGUUGAAGUGAAGCUGUCAGUGAAGUUCACCAGUCGGGAGUUUAGCCUGAAGAGGAUGCCAUCCCGGAAGCAGACCGGGGUUUUUGGGGUCAAGAUAGCUAUUGUCACCAAGAGAGAGAGAUCAAAGGUGCCUUACAUAGUUCGCCAGUGUGUGGAGGAGAUAGAGCGGCGUGGGAUGGAGGAGGUGGGCAUCUACCGUGUCUCUGGGGUGGCAACCGACAUCCAAGCUCUGAAAGCCGCCUUUGAUGUCAAUAACAAAGACGUGUCGGUGAUGAUGAGCGAGAUGGAUGUUAACGCCAUUGCAGGCACCUUGAAACUGUACUUCCGGGAGCUGCCUGAACCCCUCUUCACAGAUGAGCUGUACCCCAACUUUGCUGAGGGCAUUGCACUUUCAGACCCUGUUGCAAAGGAAAGCUGUAUGUUGAAUCUGUUGUUAUCACUUCCAGAGCCCAACCUUGUGACAUUCCUUUUCCUUUUGGACCAUUUAAAAAGAGUUGCUGAGAGGGAAAGCGUUAACAAGAUGUCCCUGCAUAAUCUUGCAACUGUCUUUGGACCAACACUGCUCAGACCUUCAGAGAAGGACAGUAAAAUCCCUGCCAACCCGACGCAACCCAUCACAAUGACGGACAGUUGGUCACUAGAAGUCAUGUCCCAGGUUCAAGUUCUUCUGUACUUCCUGCAGCUAGAGACUAUCCCUACCCCAGACAGCAAGAGGCAAAGCAUUCUCUUUUCCACAGAGGUGUAGGUGCCUGCGAUACCAACAGGACACAAAAGACUGCUUUUGGCAUAAACCUGCCACGCCUGAGAAAAAGACAACUGAUGUUUCUUCAGACAUUGCUGGCCUGUUCCUGCCCCGGGGAACUGCAGCCCUCGGCGCUUCUGCUGUUCGUUAACCAGUGACAAGCUGAAGAGGGAGAAAAGCUUCUGCUCUGGAUUGGUAGGAGCAGAACUGGACUGGAGAUGGAGCUGUGCAGCAUCUCCACUAGGAGGAGCAAUAGACACUUGAACAAAUGCACCACAGUGUGGCUGUUGUUCUUGUCGGGAAUGUGACAGAAGGUAUUCCUCACUUUAUGGAUUUAAUUUAUCAAAAAGAAACUUCAAGAUUUCUACUGGACCACUUGAUAGGAGACCCCUUUUUGGGUGAGGGGGAGUUAAAGAAUCUAUCACAACUGUGUCUUUACUAACUGCUGUUUAUAAAGUACUGUUCUAGGCCACAAAAAUAGUGUUGCUUUGCAAGAGAAGAGCAGAAGGGAAGGGUCUGGGAUCUGAGAUUCCCUCCUCAGAAACUGAAGUCUUGAUUUGACCAGGGUUCUAAAGCAAUUAAACAGGUUUGUGUACAACUCGAGCUGUUGGUUUGUGUGGGGCUUGGGGUUUAGUUUAGUUUAUUUUUGUCUUGCCCACCCCUUUCCUUGCAAAUGUUUCCACAGCUCUAGGGAAGGAGAUGCCCUGCUCUUGCCCAGGCUGCACUUCUGAUGGGUCUUGGGUUAAGGGAGCCAGACCUAAUGAUGUUACAUUAUAAAUAAUAUAGCAAAUUGAGCAGGCAGGGAGGAUGAGUCAGUGAUUCUGUUGUCUGUUUGCAUAUAAAAGCAGGGGCGAUGUUAUCCAGGCAGGAUUGGUAAAUUCGUUAGGCCCCACCAAACUUCAUGAAAAUUAAUUGGGAAGUCUGUUAAUUCCCAACACUCCAAAGAAAAGAUCACUGCAAAAGGAAUUGAAGGCUUUGUGGACAAAAUAACCUGUGGCUAUCAGUUUGGCUGGCUGCUUACUUCAGGCUUUUCUCAGAACAUCUGUUUUUGGGGUUUUUUGGUUUGGUUUUUUUUGAUACUUGAAUUUUUGGAGGCUUUGUACAUUGCUUCUACAAGAGCCUUCUUCUGAUUGCUCCACUUUGAUAAACCAUGUCAGAAUGUACUUCAGGGACAAUCCGGCAAGCAGCAUUCAUUGUGUAUUCUCCAGCAAUUCCAACCCUGUUUUAAAUAAGAGCAGUGAAGACAUAUCAAUGGAGCUACAUAGAGCAGUACAGGUCAAGCCAAACACCGCCGUUGUGUUGCCGUGCUUACAGUGGUCAAAGCCACCGUGGUCACACAGGGGUGCAGGGCAGCUUUGUCCAGGGAGCACAGGACAGUCCAACUGCUGCUGUGCAGAGCAGAGCAGAGCAUUCCGGCUGUGAAGCAGCUGAGCUGAACACCCUGGGGCAGGGGGGAGCGACUCCAUUUGCAUGAAGCACCCCAAGCCCUUCACUCCCUACCCAGCUCUGCAUUUGGUGCCAUCUGUCCAUCGUCAUCCUGGGGAGGAGAAAAGUACAGCUGGGAGACAAGGGAAGGAAUGGGCAUGAGAAGGGGAGGGAGGGAUGGGUUUGGAAACAUUGGUAGUUAGGCUGUCAACAUCAUUUGAGGGGAAGUAUAACAAAGAAAGCAACCCCUGUUACGUGAAUUUCCCGUUUUCUGAUGGGUGAUCUGCAACCUCUCAACAAAAAGUCAAAGGAAUCUUUCAAACAAAUGGAAAGAAAA
Molecule: messenger RNA, 6194 nt
Organism: Pezoporus occidentalis (night parrot)
Lineage: Eukaryota; Metazoa; Chordata; Aves; Psittaciformes; Psittacidae
Gene: BCR
Product: BCR activator of RhoGEF and GTPase
Exons: 23
Coding region: 383-4435 (1350 amino acids)
Biological process (GO): protein phosphorylation; positive regulation of GTPase activity; intracellular signal transduction
Cellular component (GO): membrane
Molecular function (GO): protein serine/threonine kinase activity; GTPase activator activity; guanyl-nucleotide exchange factor activity
Source: RefSeq, a predicted model, not a curated record